Ichthyophthirius multifiliis is the source of this 1372-nucleotide messenger RNA. Its product is annotated as morn domain repeat protein. The record is from RefSeq and is a predicted model, not a curated record. Lineage: Eukaryota; Ciliophora; Oligohymenophorea; Hymenostomatida. The transcript is spliced from 6 exons. Gene Ontology annotation, cellular component: cytosol.
AUGUCAGUUUCUUAUUUAAAACCUUCCUUAUUUGAAAGUGCUUCACCUCAUUUAUUUGCUUAAAAUUCUUAGGUUUCCCCUUAUCCUUAAAACUCUCCUCCCAGAAAAGCCUUUUAACCUGAUAAAGAAAAGCAAUUUAUAAAUGAAAAAAAAGAUAAAUUAAUAAACGAUUUUUAUGAAAAGUAUCUUAAAAAUGCUUCCUAAAAAGAUAAUUUCAAAAAAGUUACUUAUGCUGAUGGCGCUAGCUAUAUAGGUCAAAUGUCAAAUGACACAAUAAAAUAAGGAAAAGGAAUCUAUACAUAUCCAAAUGGUGAUCAAUAUUUAGGCGAUUGGAAAGAUGACAUUUUCAAUGGAAAAGGUAUUUAUAUUUUUACUAUAGGUGAAAUUUAUGAAGGAGAAUUGUAGAAUGGCUAUAAGCAUGGUAUUGGAUCUUAUUAUUAUUCCAACGGAAAUUUUUAUGAAGGGGAAUGGUUUGAAGACAAAAAGGAAAACAGGGGAAUAUAUAUAUACAAAACAACAGGUGAGAAAUAUGAAGGAUUAUGGAAAAAUGGUGAAAGACAUGGGAAAGGUACUUACUAUUAUGCAUUUGGUGAUAAAUAUGAAGGAGAAUGGGAAAAUGGUUUCAAAUCAGGUUUUGGAAUAUUGUAUUAUUCUUCAGGCGCAUAAUAUGAAGGAGAAUGGUAAAGAGAUUUAGCAAACGGUAAAGGAACAAUGAAUUAUGCGAAUAAAGAUAGAUAUGAAGGAGAGUGGUUUGAUGGUGUUAAAUAAGGUUAUGGAAUUUACUUUUUUAAAGAUGGAGGAAGAUUUGAAGGAGAUUGGUUAAGAGAUUACAUGAAUGGAAUGGGCUAAUUUAAUAGUGCAAAUGGAGAUGUUUAUUAAGGGGAAUUCAAAGAAGGUGAGAAAAGUGGUGUUGGAGUUAUUUAAUAUGCAAAUGGAGAUUUAUAUGAAGGAGAAUUCUAAAAUGAUAAAAUUCAUGGGUUAGGUACUAUGACUAUAUAAAAUGGAGAUAUUUAUUCUGGCGAAUGGAAACAAGGAGUCAAAAGUGGAAGAGGUUAAUACUAAUUCGCUUCAUAAGAUGUUUAUGAGGGAUAUUGGGCUAAUGGAAUAAGAUAAGGUAAAGGUAUAUAUAAAUGGAAAACAGGAGAAACCUUCAUUGGAGAAUGGAAAGCUGAUAAAAUGAAUGGAUUUGGGUAAUUUAUUAAAGUUGAUGGAACAGUCUAUGAAGGAUUUUUACAAAAUGAUAUGGUUGUCAAAAAUGAUGCUAUUUGAAAAUUUUAUAUAAUUUUAUAUAAAAUGUUAAAAUAUACUAAUGUUUAUUUUUUUAUUUUAUUUCGUUUUUUUUGUUUAAUUAAAUUUUUUAUUUAUUUUUCAU